AUGACCGACAAUCCUGAGCCCAAGGGCAAAGGCAUUAGCUCUCGCUUUUCGAACAUUUUGCGUCGUUCUACUUGCUCUACUUCUGAUUCAACUGGCAUACACAAACACAACAUCGCUUCUGAAUACCUGACUGUUAGAAAAGUUAUCAAAAAACCCCAAAACAACAACUCAAACGACUCUAUAUCUAUUUACGCCUCAGACGACUCCGAUAAAAAACCCAGAAAAAUAGCCAAUGUCCCUAAUCGUAAGCCUUUAUACAAAAACUUAUUCUCUGCCAUCCCUAGUGGAGGCACGCAAGAGGCAGUCGCCAGCGCGCUAGCCAAAACUCUACGGGGCCCCGAAAAUCUCGGGAGCGCUCCGGGACUUGCUUUUGUCGGCGAGCAUUCCGGAGCGUUUGUUCCUCUUGUUGCAAGCCCGCCGAGAAGCCCUGUCGUCGCAAACGCCGGCAUCACACUGGUUAUCAGUUCCUCACAAGAAUCUGAACAGGUUAGAGAUGCCGGCGCGGCGCUGGCGCAACUCGCGGAAUAUACGUUGGACAAUGAUAAAUUCCCGAGCCUGCCUAGGAGCACACAAGAUGAAACGGAGGCCAUUUCUAGGCCUGGAUCCCCUACCCCCACCCGAAACCGCACGAGACCCACCGGGAGACAAGUCACUGCCAUGGCAGACUGGGCUUUCAGCAGCCAAGAGCUGCACUGGUUCAAACGCCUCAAGGCUGGAGGCUACCCCCACAACGAAGCCCUCGAGCGAUGCAUCAAGUACUAUACUAUUACUAACAAAGCCAUCGCCAACAUCAUCGAAAACAGACAACUAUACGACGAUACCGAGGAAGAGACGAGCAGUACUAACGCAUUCAUCCAAAAAAUCGAAAAACUCGGCAAUCAAAUCACCACAAUCGCCGAAAACGCGUUAUACAACUGCACGCAAGCAGCACCCAGCCGCCCAGAAUCACCGAUGAAGCAAGACGAAGAGGAAGACACAUACAUGAACGAACCCGAGCACGGCCCCAAGAGGAUAAGCAACCCGAACCCACCACCAGCACCGGCACUCGCGCCCACCACCGACCCUACUCAAAACAUGCUCCAGGCGAUCUUAUCCAAGAUGGGGCAGCUGUACAAUAUCAAGUCUCGCCUAGACAAGCUCGAAGGCAAAUCGCCGCAGGUACACACUGCACAAACGAGUACGCCUAGACCCAGACCCACACCAAGCUCCAAUCCCGCCGCAACCGCAAACCCCUCACAAACGCGCCCCAGCUUUGCCAAUGUCGCGGCCAAGGCGCCAGCCAAAGCCCCGGAGGUCAAAGCCUCUAACAUUGCCGCUGCUAUCAAGAGGGGCAUCGCCAAACCGGCGCCCGCACAGAGCAACAACAAAUUUUAG
Molecule: messenger RNA, 1374 nt
Organism: Rhizoctonia solani
Lineage: Eukaryota; Fungi; Basidiomycota; Agaricomycetes; Cantharellales; Ceratobasidiaceae
Exons: 3
Coding region: 1-1374 (457 amino acids)
Source: RefSeq, a predicted model, not a curated record